Molecule: messenger RNA, 1886 nt
Organism: Trichobilharzia regenti
Lineage: Eukaryota; Metazoa; Platyhelminthes; Trematoda; Strigeidida; Schistosomatidae
Source: the annotation of a GenBank genome assembly
CGCAUCUUUGAAAGUAUAAUACAUGUGGGAAUUCAAAUUGAAGGUGGUGUGUGAGUGAAAUCUGAACUCAGAAGGGACACCUCAUAGUAUGUUCCCAGAAGACAAUUUCGGAUUUCAAUACAACAUUUAACGUCAGACAGCGUAUGGACCUAUUGUUUAUUCAACACAUUGACUCAUUUCACUAACGGCGGUGCAAAUCUGAUGUGCCAGUGUUUCACUGAAUAAUUGACCUGCUGUUUUAUUGAAAUUAAAUACUAUGAAAUUAAAUGGACUUUUCAAGAAAACUCACUACUUCAUAGCUUGGUCAUGGCAUCAGUUAAUUAAAUCAAUAAUAGUAGAGCUGGUAGUCAUCGUGAUGUGUAUUUAUCUUGUCUUACAUUUUGCUGCUUACUAUAAAUUUGAAGUUGCACAAACAGUUAAACUGACCAAACAAUUAUACCAGUUGUCAAAUUCUUUAGAUGAACAUAUAAAGCUACAAAUGAAGCUUCAAUCAGCGUUAAACAAAACACACGUUUUACCAGAUAUGGUUACUAUUCCAGUCUUAAUAAUAGCUUGUAAUCGUCCUAGUGUUAAUCGUCCUAUUGAUAAGCUUCUACAACUGAAAUCUGAAUUACGGAGACAACAGACUUUUGACUUUCCGAUCUUUGUUUCUCAUGCCUGUGAUGACCAUAAUACUGCUGCAACAUUAGAUUCUUAUCAAAAUUCUAUUACUGUUAUAAAACCUAACGCUCCAUUGACGAAACCAAUUACGGGACCUACUCGCCGUGUAUUUGAAGGUUACAGGCACGUUAGCCAUCAUUACAAAUGGGCCUUAGAUCAAAUGUUUCUAGUACGUAAUUUCUCAGCUGUAAUAAUCGUAGAAGACGAUCUGGAUUUAGCACCAGAUUUUCUGAGCUAUUUUGUUGGAACGUUUCCAAUUUUAGCUCGAGAUAAUACACUUUUCUGUGUAUCUGCUUUCAAUGACAACGGAAGACUACAAUUAAUUGAUGUUAGGCGCCCGGACUUAUUGUAUAGAACGGAUUUCUUUCCUGGUCUGGGAUGGAUGUUACUCAACACAUUUUGGAUGGAAAUCAGAGAUGGUUGGCCUGAUGUCUACUGGGAUGAGUAUUUACGCAAACCCUAUGUACGUAAAGGACGAGCAUGUAUUCGACCAGAAAUAAGUCGUUCUGUUACAUUUGGAAGAAUCGGUAUAUCACAAGGUCAAUAUUUUGAUAGUCAUUUAAAGCAUAUCAAAUUAAAUGAUAUACAAGUUAAUUUUCAAGAUAUAGAUUUAUCGUAUUUACAGGAGAGUGUAUAUCGUGAAAACUUGCAGAGAUUGGUUUAUACAGAAUCAAUAGAAAUGACUAUUAACUCCUUUAUUAAUAAUCAGAUAGAUGAUAUGUCAGAAAUUUCCAAACCUAUUCGAAUUGUCUACCAGAAUCGUAAAGAAUUUGAAGAGAUUGCAAAACACUUUAAACUUAUGUCUGAUUUUAAAUCUGGUGUUAGUCGGAAUGCCUAUAUGGGAGUGGUGCCGAUCUAUGUGAACAAUCGUCGGGUGUAUAUUGCACCACCUGCUGUAUGGACAGGUUAUAAUGAAUCAUGGGUUUAGUGGUGUUAUUGUAUACAUGUGUGUGUGUGUAUGUGUAUAGGCAAUUUCUAGUGAGUUGUAAAAAUGCAAUCCUCUAUUCAUUCUUUUUUUACUGCAUAUAUAUUGUCAAUUUUUGAGGAAGGCAGGAAGUCUUUUUUUGUUUUGUAUUGGUUAUUGGAUUAUUUCUUUAUCAUUUAUUGGGUUAUUGUUUUGUUUCAUAUUGUUUUGUGUUAUCAUAGUGAAGUGAUACAACUAUUGGAGGUUGUACAGUUAUUGUUUAUACACAUUUCGUAUAUGUAUGUAUGUAUGUAUGUAUGUA